UGGAGAGCUGCCGCGGGCCGAGACUUUAAAUCGCCUUCAUUUCCCCCAAAUCCUUCCUUUUCCUCUCCUCCCCCAGGCCGGCGGGGAGGCAGCUUCCACCGCCCUCCGCGCGCCCUCGCCCGGCCUCACUCUGCCUCCAGGGACCGCCGGCAGCCCGCCUCCAAAAGUUGGAUCAUUUUUCUCUCUCUCUUCUUGCUUCUUCCCUUUCGGUGGAAGCAGCAAAAGAGCGAGGCAGGGGCGAGCGCGCCGCCGGGACUCCUGGGACCAUGGGCCUGGCGCGGGCGCCCGCGGGGCCCCAGCCGCGCUGCCCGCCUGCUUGGGCGCUCCUGGGCGCCGGGCUGCGCUGGGGGCGCGGGGGCCGCGCGCUCUGAGCCGGCCUGGCGCGGCGGGGCGGGGGGCUGGCGGCCCCAUGGGGCGCGCCCACAGUUGCCCCCUGGACUCGCGAGCAUGAAGUAGGGGCCUGCCAUGGGCGCGGGAUUGGCACCGGGGGCCCGAGGCACAGCUGCGGCGGAGGCACGCGGGGGGGGUUUUCUCGUUGCCUGGAUCUUGGUCUCGUUUGCCUGUCACCUGGCCUCCGCCCAAGGAGCUCCUGAAGAUGUGGACGUCCUCCAGCGGCUGGGCCUCAGCUGGACCAAGGUGGGGGCCGGCCGGAGCCCUGCGCCCUCGGGAGUCAUUCCCUUCCAGUCGGGCUUCAUCUUCACGCAGCAGGCCCGGCUCCAGGCCCCCACGGCUGCCGUCAUCCCCGCCGCCCUGGGCACGGAGCUGGCGCUGGUGCUCAGCCUCUGCUCCCACCGGGUGAACCAUGCCUUCCUGUUCGCCGUCCGCAGCCGGAAGCACAAGCUGCAGCUGGGCCUGCAGUUUCUCCCUGGCAAGACGGUCGUCCACCUGGGGCCCCGGCGCUCCGUGGCCUUCGACCUGGACGUGCAUGAUGGCCGCUGGCACCACCUGGCCCUGGAGCUGCGUGGCCGCACGGUCACCCUGGUGACGGCCUGCGGGCAGCGCCGCCUGCCUGUCCCGCUGCCGUUCCGCAGGGACCCGGCGCUCGACCCUGGGGGUGCCUUCCUGCUGGGAAAGAUGAGCCCCCGUUCGGUCCAGUUUGAAGGUGCCCUGUGCCAGUUCAGCAUCCACCCCGUGUCGCAGGUCGCUCACAAUUACUGCAGCCAUCUGAGAAAGCAGUGUGUACAGGCUGACGUGUACCGGCCCCAGCUGGGACCCCUUUUCCUCCGAGACUCAGCAAGAACCUUCGCCUUCCACACUGACCUGGCCCUGCCAGGCAUGGAGAACUUGACCACUGCCACGCCAGCCCUGGGGCCACGGCCAGCAGGCAGGGGACCCAAGGUGACUGUGGCACCUGCCACACCCCCCAAGCCCCUAAGGACUAGCUCCAUAGACCUUGGCAAGCAUGUCACAGCUGGAGGCCCAGCUUGGACCACACCGCCACCUGCCAAGCAGUGGGCCAGCAGAGCGCUUCCCUCCGCACCUCCGGCCCCCCGAGCCUCUGUGGCUGGCUCCACCAGAGCUUCUCGGCCUGCCACUGCCCAACCAUUGCCACACAUCACAGCUCCCAGAACCCCCCCGAGUCUCUCCUCCAAGCCUUCACCCCCUUCAUCAGUGCCCCCCACCAAAAGCCCCCGUUCUGCCCCCAAGACGGCUCUGCCUUCACCCAUGCAGUCCACCCCACCCGCCCAGAAGCUGGCACCACCUACUUCCCACCCACUUCCUGCCAGAGUCCCCCGUCCAUCAGAGAAGUCAAUGCAGAGGGCCCCCGUGACGCCUCGGCCUCCAACCCCCAGCACCCGGCCCCUACCUCCCACCGCAGGCAGCUCUACAAAACCCAGUCCCCCAGGAGCCCAGACUGAGCCCAGGAUGCCCAGUCGUGCCAGCAAGCCGGCCCCCGCCCUCACCAGCACCCACAAACCUCCCCAGCCCACUGCUUCGCCUCCAUCUCCUUCCUCUGGCUCUGGCUACACCAGGGUCCCUGGGCCGCCAGCCACGGCAGUGCCCCCCACCUCUGGCAUCAGAAUUCCCAGAACAACACUGCCUCCCACCGUCACGCCCAGCCCAGCCUCUGCUGGAAGCAAGAAGCCCACCGGCUCAGAAGCCUCAAAGAAAGCCGGCCCCAAGAGCAGCUCCCCGGAGCCCGACCCCUUCAGACCAGGGAAGGCAGCCAGGGACGCCCCGCUGAACGACCCGAGCACCAGGCCCGGCCCCAGGCAGCCCCAGCCCAGUCGGCAGACCACUCCGGCCCUGGCCAUGACCCCGGCCCUGGCCGUGGCCCCAGCGCGACUCCUGUCUUCCCCAAGCCGUGACUAUCCCUUCUUCCACCUGGCGGGACCAACGCCCUUCCCCCUGCUGAUGGGGCCUCCCGGGCCCAAGGGAGACUGUGGCUUCCCGGGUCCCCCUGGGCUGCCUGGGCUGCCUGGCCCCCCUGGUGCCCGAGGGCCACGGGGUCCUCCUGGGCCUUAUGGAAAUCCAGGCCUUCCUGGUCCUCCUGGAGCCAAAGGACAGAAAGGGGACCCGGGGCUGUCACCAGGAAAGGCCCAUGAUGGGGCCAAGGGUGACGUGGGCUUGCCUGGGCUCGUCGGGAAUCCAGGACCUCUGGGACGCAAGGGCUACAAGGGCUAUCCUGGACCAGCGGGGCACCCUGGAGAACAGGGGCAGCCGGGACCUGAGGGCAGCCCAGGGGCCAAAGGUUACCCUGGCAGGCAGGGACUCCCCGGACCAGUAGGAGACCCUGGCCCCAAAGGCAGUCGGGGCUACAUUGGACUCCCAGGGCUCUUCGGCCUGCCAGGGUCUGAUGGAGAGCGGGGCCUACCUGGCGUUCCUGGCAAGAGGGGCAAGAUGGGUAGGCCGGGCUUCCCUGGAGACUUUGGGGAAAGAGGCCCUCCCGGACUGGAUGGAAACCCUGGGGAGCUGGGCCUGCCAGGGCCCCCAGGAGUCCCCGGCCUCAUUGGUGACAUGGGAGCGUUGGGUCCAAUUGGCUACCCAGGACCCAAGGGUGUGAAGGGGCUGAUGGGCAGCGUGGGGGAGCCCGGACUGAAAGGUGAUAAGGGUGAACAAGGGCUUCCAGGUGUGUCGGGAGAUCCCGGCUUCCAAGGAGACAAGGGGAGCCAGGGGUUGCCAGGGUUCCCAGGUGCACGGGGGAAGCCAGGGCCUCUGGGCAGAGUUGGAGACAAAGGAUCUCUCGGGUUUCCUGGGCCCCCUGGCCCCGAGGGCUUCCCAGGAGACAUUGGGCCCCCUGGGGACAAUGGCCCAGAAGGCAUGAAGGGUAAGCCUGGAGCUCGAGGCCUGCCAGGACCCCCUGGACAGCUGGGGCCCGAGGGAGAUGAGGGCCCCAUGGGACCACCAGGGGUCCCGGGCUUGGAGGGUCAGCCUGGCAGGAAGGGAUUUCCUGGGAGGCCUGGUCCAGAUGGCUUAAAGGGGGAACCAGGCAAUCCUGGACGGCCGGGGCCCGUGGGCGAGCAGGGACUUAUGGGAUUCAUCGGGCUGGUCGGGGAGCCAGGAAUCGUGGGAGAAAAGGGUGACCGAGGCGUGAUGGGGCCUCCAGGGGCACCUGGACCCAAGGGGGCGAUGGGUCAUCCUGGAACGCCAGGUGGUGUUGGGACACCCGGAGAGCCUGGACCCCCAGGUCCUCCGGGGUCACGAGGCCCGCCAGGCCCCAGGGGCACCAAGGGACGCCGGGGCCCCCGAGGACCAGAUGGACCAACUGGGGAGCAGGGGUCCAGGGGCCUGAAGGGUCCUCCAGGACCACAGGGCAGACCGGGCCAGCCUGGACAGCAGGGUGCGGCUGGAGAGCGAGGCUACUCGGGCGCACGAGGCUUCCCUGGCAUCCCAGGCCCCUCCGGCCCGCCUGGCACCAAGGGCCUCCCUGGAGAACCGGGCCCUCAGGGACCCCAGGGGCCAGUAGGCCCUCUGGGAGAGAUGGGACCCAAGGGGCCGCCGGGUGCAGUGGGAGAACCAGGCCUUCCUGGGGAAGCCGGGAUGAAGGGUGACCUUGGACCCCUGGGCACCCCUGGGGAGCAGGGCCUUGUUGGGCAGCGGGGAGAGCCUGGCCUGGAAGGUGACAGCGGCCCCAUGGGGCCCGACGGGCUAAAGGGGGACAGGGGUGACCCUGGGCCUGAUGGUGAACGUGGUGAGAAAGGCCAGGAAGGGCUGAAGGGCGAGGAGGGCCCCCCUGGCCCCCCUGGCAUCACCGGAGUCCGGGGACCUGAAGGAAAGGCGGGGAAGCAAGGCGAGAAGGGCCGGACAGGGGCCAAGGGUGCCAAGGGCUACCAAGGACAGCUGGGCGAGAUGGGUGUCCCUGGAGACCCUGGAGUCCCUGGCAUGCCAGGCCCCAAAGGCUCCCGGGGCAGCCUGGGACCAACGGGUGCUCCAGGACGGAUGGGGGCCCAAGGAGAGCCAGGACUGCCUGGUUACGAUGGACACAAAGGCACUGUGGGACCCCUCGGACCUCCUGGACCCAAAGGUGAAAAGGGCGAGCAGGGCGACGAUGGUAAGGCCGAGGGGCCCCCUGGGCCGCCCGGAGAUCGGGGCCCUGUGGGUGACCGAGGAGACCGCGGGGAACCGGGGGACCCUGGAUACCCCGGUCAGGAAGGUGUACAAGGCCUCCGAGGAAAGCCCGGCCAGCAGGGCCAGCCCGGGCAUCCGGGACCCCGGGGGCGGCCGGGACCCAAAGGAUCGAAGGGUGAAGAGGGACCAAAGGGAAAGCCAGGCAGGGCCGGGUCGCCAGGCCGGAGGGGGCUCCAGGGCUUGCAGGGGCUGCCAGGGCCCAGGGGCGUGGUGGGGAGACAGGGCCCUGAGGGCGUCGCGGGACCAGAUGGGUUUCCUGGCAGGGACGGUCGAGCUGGACAGCAGGGGGAGCAGGGGGACGAUGGGGACCCUGGCCCUGUGGGCCCCGCUGGGAAGAGAGGAAAUCCAGGCGUGGCCGGCUUGCCUGGAGCACAGGGACCCCCGGGAGUCAAGGGUGAAAGCGGGCUCCCCGGGCAGCUGGGACCCCCUGGCAAGCGAGGGACAGAGGGCGGAACCGGACUUCCUGGGAGCCAAGGGGAGCCUGGUUCCAAAGGCCAGCCGGGCGACACUGGCGAGAUGGGCUUCCCGGGAAUGGCUGGCCUCUUCGGGCCCAAGGGCCCCCCUGGAGACAUCGGCUUCAAAGGCAUCCAGGGCCCGCGGGGGCCUCCUGGCUUGAUGGGCAAGGAAGGCAUCGUCGGGCCCCUCGGGAUCCUGGGACCUUCAGGACUCCCGGGUCCGAAAGGGGACAAAGGCAGCCGGGGAGACUUGGGAUUGCAAGGUCCGAGGGGUCCUCCCGGCCCGAGAGGACGGCCUGGCCCACCGGGUCCUCCAGGGGGUCCUAUCCAGUUUCAGCAAGAUGACCUUGGGGCAGCUUUCCAGACGUGGAUGGACACCGGUGGAGCACUCAGAGCGGAGAGUUACAGCCCCUCGGACCGCCUGGUGCUGGACCAGGGAGGGCAGAUCUUCAAAACCUUACACUACCUCAGCAACCUCAUCCAGAGCAUUAAGACGCCGCUGGGCACCAAGGAGAACCCCGCCCGGGUCUGCCGGGACCUCAUGGACUGCGAGCAGAAGAUGGUGGACGGUACCUACUGGGUGGACCCAAACCUCGGCUGCUCAUCCGACACCAUCGAAGUCUCCUGCAACUUCACGCACGGUGGACAGACAUGUCUGAAGCCCAUCACGGCCUCCAAGGUGGAGUUUGCUGUCAGCCGGGUCCAGAUGAAUUUUCUGCACCUGCUCAGCUCCGAGGUGACGCAGCAUAUCACCAUCCACUGCCUGAACUUGACCGUGUGGCAGGAGGGCACCGGGCAGACCCCGGCCAAGCAGGCUGUGCGCUUCCGGGCCUGGAAUGGGCAGAUCUUUGAGGCUGGGGGUCCGUUCAGGCCAGAGGUGUCUGUGGACGGCUGCAAGGUCCAGGACGGCCGCUGGCAUCAGACGCUCUUCACCUUCCGGACCCAGGACCCCCAGCAGCUGCCCAUCGUGGGCGUGGACAACCUCCCGCCCUCCUCAUCAGGGAAGCAGUACCGCCUCGAAGUGGGACCCGCGUGCUUCCUCUGACCUCUGACCUCUGACCUCCAGCUCCUCCAGGCCUCCUAGGGGAGGGGAGGGGGGACAGGAGGAGAGUCAGAGGCAGGGUGGCUUGCAGGAGAGGCAGCCCCCUGCCCAAGCAUCCUGGGGCAGGCCCCAGCUAUGUUCUGCCCAGCAGGAGUGGGUAGGGGGUAGUGGGGAACGAGGUGUUCCUUGGAAACAGCCCAGCACAGCUUAGCCCCAAAGACCAACCAAAGAGCCAGCCAGAGCCAGCUGGGCCUGCAACCCGCCUGAACCCCGCGUGGCCCGUCCCAGCUCUGCGGCCAGCCCCUUCCCGCCCCAGAUUCCUGCCCAAAGAGCCCCAUGUUGAAGCCAACUCGAGGGAAGGGGGCAUCUCGUCAGCUGGUCCCAUGCCAGGGAGCUUUCGAUGUGCAAUAUUACAAAGAAGACAUGAAAAAAAAAGGAGAAAAGGAAAGAAAGACGUCUAUAUAUAUUAUUUAAACUAAAACGGAAGGUGCGGUACUACGUUCCUCACCUGGGGAGGGUGAGAGGCGGAGGAGGAGCAGCCAGGGUGGGAGGGGCGGGGCCUGGGGCUGGGGGUGCCUGUGUCUGCUACCUCCCACUGUGAACUCGCUGGUGCUCGCCAUUAUCUCUCGUAGUAUAUGUGAUUUUUUUUUUAAGAAAAAAAAAAACAAAAACCUUAUUUAAGAUUCUGAAGGUGCUACCGUCUUUGCUCCAGACUUGGACGACACGAUCCGAUGUGGGGCCUUGUCCACAUCUUGCUCUGUCCUCCAGGUGACAAUGUGUUGGGAAUUUUUUAUUUUCCUGGCGUCACCCUCCAUGCUUGUCAGGUAAUCUCUUAAGGAGGAAAAAAGAAAAGAAAAAAAGGAAAAAAAAAACUGCCAGAAACCAGAAGUAGAGAGAUUGACUUUUUUUUUUAACUUAUGGACUUGGGAAUGUCUGAUCUUUUACUACGCAUUUUUCGUGGCCUGCCGUGGUCCUGGGGGAGGGGGCGUGGCCUGGUAGAGCAGGCCUUACAGAAGUCCUGGGGGAAGGCUUGACCUUGAAGAACACAAGAGUGCCGAGUUGGGUCCGGGCUAGCCUCGAGCCCUCUGAAGCUGCCCCAGGUCCUCCUCUGUCCCAGAAGCCCUUGUGCCCCGAGUCAGUGGCCAUUCCAGCUUUUCCCUGUAGAAGCCUGUUGUCAUUAGCUCCGUGUGUACCUUUGGGCUGAGGAGACGAGAAUAACCCUGGGCCUUCCCGAGGUCCUUGUGAUAGCCACAUUCAGCUGUCACCCGAAUGCUACCCUGGCUUGCAUUCCGAGGUUAUGUCACCGAUGGCAUCGUUUUUAUGGAAGGGGGACAUUUCUGUGAAAGUCUCUAUUUGUGCAUUUCUCUUCCGUAGUUGUGUCCCUGGGGGACUUGGAUCUGGUUUUCAUUAUUUAAUACCUCACUCUGGCCCGCCCGCCGCCUCUCGGACCCCCGCUGUGGCCCUGGACGCUCCCCAGGGAAGCGCCCUUUUGCAGCUACCCACUCCCCCACGGCGUCGCCACCAGUGCCUGCCCGGCCUCUGUCUCGUGCUCGGAUUUUCUGCUGUCCUCGUUUUUCGUCUCUGUCCACAUGUCAGUGUGAUAACCCCCAUGGGUUCCAUUUCUCCUUUCUCUUCUGGAUUUUAAAUAAAUAUUUAAAACUGAGGCAAUGGAACGCCGUGUC
Oryctolagus cuniculus (rabbit) is the source of this 7748-nucleotide messenger RNA. RefSeq names its product collagen type XXVII alpha 1 chain (gene COL27A1). Gene Ontology annotation, molecular function: extracellular matrix structural constituent conferring tensile strength. Gene Ontology annotation, biological process: extracellular matrix organization. NCBI's taxonomy places the organism in Eukaryota, Metazoa, Chordata, Mammalia, Lagomorpha, Leporidae. The record is from RefSeq and is a predicted model, not a curated record.